AUGGCAGAAACUAGGGUUCUACCUGUUGGAUAUAGGUUUCGUCCAACAGAAGAGGAACUUUUAAUUCACUAUCUCAAUAACAAGCAUUUGGGAAAUGAUGCAGAGAUUAAGAACACUAUUUCCCAAGUUGAUCUUUGUAACUUUGAUCCUUGGGAUUUGCCAGAACAAUCGAAGGUAAAAUCGGAUGAUCAAGAAUGGUUUUUCUUCAAUGAAUUGAAAUACAUGAAAAACAAGCGGUGUAACAGAAAAACCAACAUGGGAUAUUGGAAGAUCACGGGAAAAGAGAGAAUCAUCAAAAGAACAGGAACAGACAGUGUCAUAGGUACAAAAAGAACUCUAGUUUUCUACGAGCGUCCACAUAAUGUCAAAACCAAUUGGGUUCUUCAUGAAUAUCAUGCAUUUGAUCAAAAGGUAGGUUCUUGCCAGAGCAACAUCGUAUUGAGCCGUGUAAUAAUGAAUGCUGAGAAAAGGGAACAGAAGCUAAAGACAAAAGCAAGCAACAUAGUCGAAGAGGAGGAAGUAAAAUGUGAAGAUGAACCAUGCAGCGAAAUUACUGGCUGUGUUAUCCAAGCAACUACAGAAGAUGCAAUCAUUCCUGAUAAUGCAUGUGUUUCAUCCGAGCGGCAACAACCUCAAGUUAUAGAUUAUGAAAUUCUCUCAUCGGGACAACAAUCUUCAGUGGCCCAUUCCGGUAAUGAAAACAAUAAUGCCGCGGAAGCAACGUGGAGGCAAGAUGCCGAUAUGAAUACCGAGUGUUUUUGGAAUUUGCUGUUUUCUAGCAUCGAUGCUGACCCUCAUGCCGAGUUCUUAAAUUCGGUGUUGGCAGGAAAUGAUCAACUCUAUGUUGAUUCCGGCCACCAUUGA
Messenger RNA from Arachis stenosperma, 864 nucleotides. RefSeq names its product NAC domain-containing protein 14-like. Gene Ontology annotation, biological process: regulation of DNA-templated transcription. Gene Ontology annotation, molecular function: DNA binding. The record is from RefSeq and is a predicted model, not a curated record. The transcript is spliced from 4 exons. Bases 1 to 864 code for a protein of 287 amino acids. Lineage: Eukaryota; Viridiplantae; Streptophyta; Magnoliopsida; Fabales; Fabaceae.